UCCCGCCCCAGCCCUGCCCCGCUCCAGCCCCGGCCCGCCCCACGCUGGCGUGAGGGGGCGGUGGGCGCGGUGGGGUGGCGGGGCUGGCCCUGGUGCCUUGGCGGAAUUUUCGUGCCGGCUAGCCCCGAGCGUUAUCGGCAGCCCCAAGGCUGCGGCUGCUUCGGGGCUGGGUCAGCCUGCCCGCCAGCACUGGGCGAAGUAGACUCUGGGAGCCGGGGCGGCCUUUGCCGUGAAGACUCGCUGGCAGGGCGGGAGGCACAGGCCGAGUCCCCUCGGGGGGGCGGAGGUGACCCCCCGGGCACGUCUGUCCCCCACCGAGCGUGGAAAUGUCGCCGCUCUCAGGGAGCGCGGCCCGGCCUAUCCCGGGGGCUGGACUCCGACCCGGCUCUGAGAGGACGAGUCUCGCCCCCGCUCCCUUUCCUUGUGUCCCGAGUUCAGGAAAAACACGUGUGCCACCUGGAGAAACAGGAAAACUGUGUUCACUGAUUCAGCCAGAUAAAAAGGAUUGUCGCAGAACUAUAAAAGCCAUCCAAGAUGGGAAGUAUUUUACUGAUCUGAGCAAAGAAUCUGACAGUCUAGAACACCAAGUAAGAAAACAUUUAAACAGUAAAAACGUUGACACUUGGAUGCAGGAGCUAAGUGAAAGUGAAAUUCAGAAUACUAAUCUCAGAAAAAAAAUUCUUGAAACUGAGAAACAGAUUAAAGAACUUUCAUCCAUGCUCCAGUGUGAAAAAAUCAAGGUACAGAAAGAGGACCACCUGUCAAAAUCAGUAAAGGAAGUACAAGCUCACCUGCAGCGUCAGAUUGUAAGAAAAGAAGCAGAAAAUUAUGAAUUAAAAGUGAAAAUGCAGACUCUAGAAAAUAAAAUAGCAGAGUGGAAACAUCAAAUUGGUGAAUACAAGUGCCAGAAGUUAGCCUUAAAGGAAACAAGUGAGCAAAAGAAGAUAGCUCUGGAAAAAGCAAUAAGGUCCCAGAAACAAAGAGCUCAACACUUAGAAGAAGCUGUGAAAGAUGUAACCUCUAAAAUAAAAGAACAUGAAGCCAAACUGCAUGAGAUACUGUCAGCUUCUGAUGUCUGGAAAAACCAGCACAAUAGAAUAGUUGAAGAAAAGACAAUGUUAGCAGUUCAAAUAGAAGAUCUUGAGAAUCAGAUCCGAGGCCUGAUGGAAGAUGUGGAAAGAAGGGAGGAAUGGAGAAGAAACUCAGAAGAGGAAAUUCUUGGAAAGCUAAAUUCUGUUAACUCUGAAAAUGAAAAGAUUUACCUUGAAAACAAAAAAUUAAAGGCUUCCCUUGCUACAUUGGAGAAAAGAGCAGUGUCUGUUGAAUAUGAGUUUCUUCAUCUGCAAGAAAAAGCAAAGCUGCAGGAAAACCUUUUAGAACAGCGUAAAAAUGAGGUACAAAAAAGACAAAUUGCUGUGGAAGAAUUGAAAUCCAGAUACGAAACAGUCUUAAAUGAAAACAAAAAAACCCCAGUAAACAAAUGCUUAGAAGCAGAUAAGGUGGGGCACAAAAUGGAGGCUGAGUUAAAGGAGUUGGAACAUGUUUGUGACUUGCUGAAAGCAGCUGAGGAAAACCAGCAAAAGCUUCUGGCCUGGGAAAGGAUCCAUGUGCAGAAAUGCAAAACCCUCAGGGAGCUGGAGCUUCAGGAUAAGCAUAAUGUAACUUCUAUGGGCAAUCUUUGCUUAGAAGAAGAGAUCUGUAACAUUCAGAAGAAAUAUGGAGAUCUUCAAAGGCAACUAGGACAGAUGGAAAAUCAGAAUGAAGAACUUGCUUACCAGCUCAGGAAAGAAGAUGAGAGUCUUCAGAGCAGUAAAUUGCAGCUUGAAGAGAAAAUUGCAGAAUAUAAUGCAUUAACCAGACAACUUGAAUCUGCUUUGGAAGAAGGGAGAAAAAUGGUAGCUGAAGAAUGGGAAAAAAUGUCAUACAAAGAACAAGCCUUUCAGACAAAACUGCUACUUCUUGAAGCUGAAGUGAGAAAGAGGCAAGAAGAAAAAAAGCAACUCCUCUGCUUACUUCACCAUAAUGAAAAGCUUCAUGAAGUACAUUUGAAAGAGCUGGAGAACUGCCUACAGAAGAAAACAUCUGUUGUGGGCAGGAGAAACAGGUCAGCCCUUGCUGUGUGUCCUAGUGGCUGGUCACACAUGGGGAAUGGAGCUGCUGUUCCUGACAGAAACCACUGUGUUAUCCGUGGCACAGCAGUGCAAAGGCCGAGUGCCUGGCAGCAGCAGGUGUGUAUGCGUGGGGUACGCACACAAAAUGGGUCUGUGAAUGUCCUGGCCUGUAAAAUCUUACCUGAGACCUUUUAGUCCAUGGUAAAUGCAGGUAAUUGCAGAUUAUCUUUCAAUUCAAUGAUAUCUAACCAAUUAAAACAGGCAAAAAUUGAGAUCAUUAGGUUCCUUCCCUUUUUUCCCCUGCAGUUUAGCCCCAUUAUAGCCCUACACUACAUGGGAGAGUUGCCACCACAAGGCUGUCCCAUCCAGCCACUUUUCUCUACAUCUCAUCAUCAUGCUCAGGAAUACACUAUAGUAGUAUUUUAUAAAUAUGAGUAGGAAAAAUUUUUAGAUGCAGGUAUAGUUUAAGCUCUGAAUGUGCUGAUAUACCCUGUUGACACAGCUCCAGUGAGAUAUUCAAGUAUUUGUCUCAGUUCAAGAGCUGCUGUUCAAUAAGACUGACUUGUGCCUCAAGUAAAACACAUGUACAUAUUCGGCUGAUACAGGAUUAAUACAAGAAACAAUUCCUGAUUUAAUUUCAGUUCUAAAUUCUAAUUAGUUUUGUAGAUAAGUUUUUAUGAUAUGUUUUUUAAAAUAGUACAUUCAGUUAAAUAUAUGUGGUUUACAAUGUGUAGUUAAAUAAUAUGUAUUUUUGACCAAAACCUUAAGUUUGUUUAUGCAUAGGCAAUACCCAUUCUAUUUCAUUAUUAGUUGUUAGUAAUGUGUUGAAUACUGACCUUUUUUCUUGCAAAUGCUUAUCCAUCUUAAGAAAUACUGAUAUGUGCUAAUGUUCUGCUUCUGUGCACUUUUUAAAAAUAAAAUUGUCAUUUAUUCUGUAUGACAGGUUAAUAGCAAAUGUUUAUUUUAAAUUUGGGGGGUUUGCAUUGCACACACAGAAAUAUUUGGAUUCAUUUAGUUCUGACUGCGCUACUUAUAAAAUAUCAAAACCUUUUUGAAAGUCAUCAUGUAUGAAGGAAAGUGUUCAGAAAUAAAUUGUUCAAUCCAGUGCAUGAGUGGUUUUCCAGAGCUCAUACUGAAAAACUGUACACCUUUCAUUAGAUUUAGGUUUUUUUCCUUUUUAGUUUGUUUUGUUUCUUUUUAUUGUUCU
This is a messenger RNA of Motacilla alba alba, 3318 nucleotides long. RefSeq names its product outer dense fiber of sperm tails 2 like (gene ODF2L). Gene Ontology annotation, cellular component: centrosome; ciliary basal body. Bases 327 to 2306 code for a protein of 659 amino acids. Lineage: Eukaryota; Metazoa; Chordata; Aves; Passeriformes; Motacillidae. The transcript is spliced from 16 exons. Gene Ontology annotation, biological process: negative regulation of cilium assembly. The record is from RefSeq and is a predicted model, not a curated record.